This is a messenger RNA of Cajanus cajan (pigeon pea), 750 nucleotides long. Its product is annotated as RING-box protein 1a. Gene Ontology annotation, molecular function: zinc ion binding. NCBI's taxonomy places the organism in Eukaryota, Viridiplantae, Streptophyta, Magnoliopsida, Fabales, Fabaceae. The record is from RefSeq and is a predicted model, not a curated record.
CAAUACUAUUGUUCCGCCAUCGAGAAAUAAACACUGCACAAAUCAGAGAGAGAGUUGCGAACUUGAGAGAUAGAGAGAGGAAGAUGGCAACUCUUGAUUCCGACGUUCCGAUGGUUCCCGCCGGCGAGCCUUCGAGCAGUGCCGGCCCUUCUUCCAAGAAGCCGAAGCGCUUCGAAAUCAAAAAGUGGAACGCCGUCGCUCUCUGGGCUUGGGACAUCGUUGUUGAUAACUGUGCUAUCUGCCGGAACCACAUCAUGGAUCUCUGCAUCGAGUGCCAAGCCAACCAGGCUAGCGCCACUAGCGAGGAAUGCACUGUGGCUUGGGGAGUUUGUAACCAUGCUUUUCACUUCCAUUGCAUUAGUCGAUGGCUAAAGACCCGUCAAGUUUGUCCUCUAGAUAACAGUGAGUGGGAGUUUCAGAAAUACGGCCACUAGAACUUUUUGACGUGGUUGAGCUCCUUGGACAUUUGGACUGUUUAUCCUAGCUUUUCAAUAUUUACAGCCCUCUGUUAUUUUCUCUUGCUUGUCUACUGACUUUAUUAUGUUCAAGAAAUCAGUGUCUAAUGAAAUUUAAUAUACACGGAUGGUAAUAUGUAAAGUUUUAUUUUAAUGCUUUGAUUUGUGUAAUUCAUAUGCUUCCUUUCAGUUGUUUGUGUUUGUAGUGUUGUUGAGCUGUGAGCUGGUUAAUUUAUAAUCGACAAUGUUUUUUUUUUCAUCAAUUUUAAAUCUCAUUCGAGCAUAUUUGCAGGAU